Molecule: messenger RNA, 1309 nt
Organism: Adelges cooleyi (spruce gall adelgid)
Lineage: Eukaryota; Metazoa; Arthropoda; Insecta; Hemiptera; Adelgidae
Exons: 5
Coding region: 167-856 (229 amino acids)
Cellular component (GO): microtubule cytoskeleton; cytoplasm
Molecular function (GO): GTPase activity; GTP binding
Source: RefSeq, a predicted model, not a curated record
GCGAAAUUAAGGUCAAUUUUAGGGGGGCCUGAGGUCUUUGUGAUAGUUUUGCUUCCUAAUAAAUAAACCAAUAGCCAGAUAAUUUUAGAGGACGCCACAAAUGCCGCUUUUCAUGCAAAAACAAAGAUUUGUAUUAACCGUCAGCUAGUUUCAAAUAGUUAAUACGAUGGGCUACAAAUUAAAAGCUCUCGUUGCAGUGUCCUCCGGUGUUGUACUGGGCGUCUGUACUUAUACGGCGUACCAAAUGUGGAAACGUCGCCAAUGCAGCGCUGAUGACGAAGGCUUUGAAGACGUCUCCAAGUUGGAGGAAACGUUGGAAAAGAAAGUUUUGGUUCUUGGUCUGGAACGUUCAGGAAAAUCGACACUCGUCUCUCAAAUUGUUAGAGAAAUUGGACAAAAAAGUGUUCCUCAAAGCGCUGUUUACAAACCUACAGAGGGAUUUAAUGUUACAUCUUUGUCAAAUGGAACUUCUCCUUCAGUGAACAUUUGGGAAAUUGGCGGUAAAGAAAGCGUAAGGAGGUAUUGGGCCAAGUUCUUCCAGGAUACCGACAUUUUAGUGUUUGUUGUUGAUGCAAGCAACAAUUCAAAUUUGUCAGUUGUUGUCAGCGAGAUCAAAUCAUUGUUAGGAGAUGCCAGGCUAGCUUCAGUUCCAAUUUUAGUUUUAGCUAAUAAACAGGAUGUGCCGGGAGCUCUUGGAGCAGAACAGAUCUCAAAUGUGCUCGAUUUGAAAAGCAUUCCAUCUAGAUCACACCAAGUUAAAGUUCUAGAAACUCAAACAAAACCCGGCUCUAUUGAAAUACACCCGACGGUAUUAGAAGUUCGCAAAGUAAUUUUAAAAUUAAGCUCUAAUUUAUAACCAGGUAUUUAAAUGUUAAUUUUUUUUCAACAAUGAUUAAACAAUUAAAUAUAUAUUUCUAUAUAUUUAAAAAAAAAACUAAAAAUAGUUCACACAAUUUGUCAUUUAAUUAUACAAUUUUCAAUUAAAUUUGUUGUAUAGCUUUAAAAAAAUAUAUAUUAUUCAGACUCUGCAAUUGGUCUUGGCAUUAGGUGUUCAUAUUCUUUAAUGCUUUUAAAUGUCACUAUUUUAGCACGUAUUUGUUUCCAUGUCAUCUGAUAUACAUUUUUAGGGUCCUUUGUCAUUGCCUGAAAAGUAUAACAUUGUAUUAAAUUAAAAAAAUAAUAAUUACUUAGUACAGUUUUAUUUAUAAGUACCUACAACUGAAUAAUUAACAAUAAAGUUAAAUUAAUACAUAGAUGUGUUAGCUUAUCACAGCAUUUUAUUAAAAUAAAAUGCCGUGACCGAGAAUAU